Fopius arisanus is the source of this 1766-nucleotide messenger RNA. RefSeq names its product D-amino acid oxidase 2 (gene Daao2). Gene Ontology annotation, cellular component: cytoplasm. Lineage: Eukaryota; Metazoa; Arthropoda; Insecta; Hymenoptera; Braconidae. The coding region runs from base 80 to 1123 and encodes 347 amino acids. The record is from RefSeq and is a predicted model, not a curated record. The transcript is spliced from 7 exons. Gene Ontology annotation, biological process: D-amino acid catabolic process. Gene Ontology annotation, molecular function: FAD binding; D-amino-acid oxidase activity.
GGCGUUGAUGCUCCUGGGUAGGAGCUUCUUCGUGUGGCAAUAUGCUCGUCAGAGUUGACGCUAAAUUACUUGUUGCACAAUGGAAUCGGUGAAAAUCGCGAUCGUGGGGGCUGGAAUUAUCGGUGUGACAGCCGCUGUUGCUGUUAAGGAGACUUUUUCGUGGUGUGAUGUUGUGAUUUUUAGUGAGGCAUUCAGUCCUGAUACCACUGGUGAUGGCAGUGCUGGACUCUGGGGCCCUUUUCUCUGUGGAGUCGAGGCACAGGAUAAUAUUGUGCGAUGGGGUGGUGGGACUCACCGAUGGCUUGAGGGUCUUUGGAAAUUGGGAUUGACACCCGAGACUGGAGUUCAGCUGUUGCCAGUGACCCGAGUUUCAAGUAUUCCAGGAUUCUAUGAAACGACGGAAUGGUUGCACUUGGUGCAUGGUCAUCGUCGCCUUGGUGAAACAGAAAUAGCGCAAUUGAAUGAGGAACACGGCGCUAAAUACUGCGACGGUCUUGAAUUUCUGACGUACACGAGCGAACCGACGAAACUUUUGCCCUGGCUAAUGAAUAAAUUUCGCUCAUUGGGUGGAACGAUGAGAACGAGGAAGAUCAAUAAACUGAGUGAAUUAGCUGAGGAGGGAUAUGGAAUUGUGAUAAACUGCAGUGGCCUUGGAGCCCGGGAACUCGUUGGGGACAUGACGGUUAAACCCAUCAGAGGUCAAGUUACUCGGGUUCAUGCACCCUGGUCCUUCCGAGUUAUACUUUGCGAUGACGACGACGGCAAUUACAUUAUUCCAAACAUUGACAGUGUUAUUCUCGGCGGGACUCACCAGGAAAACGACUACGACAGAAGUGUUCGUCCCCUGGAGUCGAAAUUCAUUCGCCAGGGAUGUGCGAGAAUCAUUCCAGCUUUGGAAGCCAGUGACACUAUCAUGGAGUGGGUGGGAUUGCGCCCCGUGAGGUCCACAAUUCGACUCGAGUCGGAAAUCUGCCAGAAAGGGAAUGGAGAGAAAUUCACAGUAAUACACAACUACGGACAUGGUGGAAGUGGAGUGACAUUUUCCUGGGGCUGUGCCCUGGAUGUUGUGGAGAUCCUAAAGAAAAUCCUGGAGAAUGGACCUAGACAUCAGUCUCGCCUGUAGUCGCGUGCAGCUCCAGUCUCUCCAGAUCAUUGUAAAUCUAAUGAAAACAGCGGGACUCAUGAGCACGUCGGAGCAAUUAUCCUGAGAACCCGAAAUUAUCGUCUCCAUUUAAAUAAAGUCUUCAUAAACAGUACGGGGCAGUACAUUGUCGCUGUUUGUUCAUGCACUCGUGCAAAGAGAGUUGGAAAUGAAAAAAAAUUAAAAAAAGGAAUAACAGCACGUAAUUAUAUUUAACAAAGAAACAUUAAGAACGGUAACUGGUACAGUGUGCACCUGCUAUUUUGGGUAUGAUGCCGUGAUUCUAGAAUAAUAAGAGGGGGUGUACGCGUAAUAACGUGGUCAUGGUCGUGACGUAGUCUAAUUAUAACGCCAUUUUUCACAAAUGUCUCUUAUAUAGUUCUCGGGUUCUAUUCAGUUUGCAUGCAAAUGCCGAGGGGGAUACACGUUACAAGGAUUAUAUCUGUACAAAGGAUAGCUAAAUAUUCCAUGUGUUUAUUCGUUUGCUCGAGUCAUCCAAUUAUUGUUGACAACACUUUAUGAUUCAUUUGAAUCAAUGAAGCAAGUAAACUAAUGCUUGAAAUUAAGAAUAAUGAAUGGCAAAUGAUGAAUAUUGAGUAGUUUUUAAUAAAAACUUUGUAAUCAU